Molecule: messenger RNA, 888 nt
Organism: Cyclocybe aegerita
Lineage: Eukaryota; Fungi; Basidiomycota; Agaricomycetes; Agaricales; Hemipholiotaceae
Source: the annotation of a GenBank genome assembly
AUGGAGCUCUUCUCUGGCGCCAGUCAUGCUCAAAUUCAAAAUAGCGCCUUCAAGCUCGUGCAGACUCAUCACAAUGACAACUCCGUCCAAAAUGUGAACGUCAUCGUUGCGGCAAACUUUGACGACUUGGGGAAGCUUCUGGACCUGGAACAGCUGAAACAAACGCUGAGGGAAACACUCGCCCAGGAAAACAAGGGCCAAACUCCUGUUGAAAGCCAGCGAGACGGAAAGGACGAACCUGUUUCCCCGCCAGCUCCCUUACCGGUUCCUCCGCCAGUUCCCUCGCCCGAGCGCCCACAACAGCCUCAGAGAGAGAAAACUACCUUCCUGAUACGUACGCGCCUCGACAGGAAGGACAGAAAGCUAAACAAAUCAGUUUCUCUAGUCCUCACUCUCACACCCGCCGGGUCUAAAGCCGGAAAACCAUGGGAGUCCGUUAUAUGGAAGGUACUUCACUUCGAGAAGGCAGGUCGCGUCUCUCGAAAUGUGACCUGGUUUAAUCGUGCCGGUUUCUGUAUCGUCAAAGAAGGGAACGAUGGCAGGAUUAAACCUGGGGAGUUGAUGACACCAGUGAAGGCUGGACAUAUGGCCAUCUUGCAAUCCGAGGAAAGACAGCUGUCGAGCGCAGGUGAUUCGACCGAGGAUAGUGAUGAAGUGGAAGCCGACACCGACAGCCACACCCUCACCGAAGAACCACUCCUGCCGCUUUUGAAUACCAACACAUUUGGUUCGAUUGACCCGACCAAACCUGAUGAAUUCUCUCCCGUCGUCGAUCUUGGGUCUAUUGAGUAUGACCCAAUAAGCAAGACCUCUUCGUUUGCGGACCUCCCAAAAUGCUUCAAGCCUACGUCCUCUUACAAACUGGCUGCCAAGAACGCCGGCCAAUGA